AUGGAGGUGGAGGAGGAGGAAAGACGCUCUCCACACGAUCAUGUGGAUCGGUGUGUUCCCGACAGCUUCUUUGAUCGCGUAACGCAAGGGUUACGCGACGAUCUCGAGCAUGAGCGGAAUAGGCGUCUCCAGAUGGUGGACACUGCCUCGAAGCAUCGAGCUGAGUUUGCCUUUGCUCAGCUUGAGAACGAGAGAUCUCUGACAUCUCUUCGUGACGAGCUAAGGGUAGCUCGUGGGAUUGUUGAUCGGUCUCGGGCUGAGAUAACUGCUCUUCAGACCCUUGUUGAUGCCCACCAUCGGGAGCACAAGGCUCUCUGCGAGAUGCUUGAGCGCAAGGGCGUUCUUCAUCGGAAGAAGCAGCGUACUGAUGGUACGGCUUAA
Messenger RNA from Peronospora matthiolae, 381 nucleotides. Lineage: Eukaryota; Oomycota; Peronosporomycetes; Peronosporales; Peronosporaceae. The record is from the annotation of a GenBank genome assembly.